Molecule: messenger RNA, 1830 nt
Organism: Closterium sp. Naga37s-1
Lineage: Eukaryota; Viridiplantae; Streptophyta; Zygnematophyceae; Desmidiales; Closteriaceae
Source: the annotation of a GenBank genome assembly
AUGUCUCUCGUCAUCGUCGUCUCGCUCCUCUUGCUCUGCGCAUCGCAGCCGUCCGUCUUGGCGCAGAUGCCCAACACGCCAGGUGGGCAGAUCGGCGGCGAGGCGGGUAUCGAGCGAGCCAUGUCGCUUUUCCGAUUAUGGGAGGAGGCCUACGGAUUGAAACACGACGUCCACAUGCCGCCCUCAAAAAUCACCUUGCCGUCCAUCGUGCCGCCGGCCCCGCACCUGGAGGAGUGCGAGGCGCUGACAGCGGCGAGGAAGGAGUCGGAGAGACGCGAAGGCAACGGGCAGCCUCGUGUGUGGGCGCGGCCUGUUAAUAACUGCCCCGAAUGCAACCCGCAACCACCAUGGGUGCGCGGAUCCGACGCGGACAACCUACCGCUGACGCGCGUGGCGCAGCGGGAUCUGUGGAAUCACCAGCUGUUCCCCGGUCGCUGCGACGGCAAGCGGCUGCUCGUCGUGCCGUGGCCCAAAGGGUCCAGCCACGGCAUGGGCUCACAGAUUCACUUGAUGAGCACUUUCCUGAGCCUGGCCUUGAUCCACAACCGCACACUCGUGCCCACGCCUGAAUCGUACGACCGCGCCCACUCCGAGACAUGCAAUGCCACGAGGACGGGCGGGUCGUGGAAUUGUUACUUCUUCCCAAUAGUGAAUCCCGACUGUGAGCGCGUAGUGACGGAUAUGAUCGCCAAGAGCACCAUGCCGGCCAUGUCCUCGGACCCCAAGGGCCACAAUAGCCUCGCUGCCUCGGCCGACCUGGUUGUUUACCUUGACUCCAGCGCUGACCGGCAGAUGACCUACGAGUCUGGCGCUUCCAAGGUCUCCCGCUCCUUACCUCUGCCACUCACUCUCCCUCCCUCCUCCUCUCCCACUCUCCCCCUCUCCCUCUCUCCAGCACUCUCGUACUCCUGCACUCCCUCACACCCCUCUCCCCUCCCCUCCUCCAUGUUCCUAUUUGCUUCCCAAGCUCAAAGCCCCACCCCCGCCCCCCACUUCCCCAGGCUAUGGGGCGAUGCGUACCUGAGGGCUCCGAAUGUGCUGGAUCACAUGGGGGAGCGGCCAUAUGUUAACAAUAUAUACCUCAUGGUGAACUGGUGGCGAUCCCAAGCGUCGCGCUUCAUGAUGCGCUGGCCCUCGCCGCACAUGUGCCACGAGACCAACAAGGAGCGCCACAUGGCCUACGGCCUCCACACCGCCUCGUACCUCUCGCGCUACCUUGAAACACAGGCCGAGAUCAUACGGGCCGUCGCGGGCAAUGUAUCCGAGACAGACGAAUCCAAGAAGCUUGUCGGGAUCUCCACUGGCCCUCCGGGGCCCAUCGAGACGCAAAUGUGGUCUGUCCGGGGGUUCAAGGGGUGUAAUGAGACGUGCAUGAGUGCGGCGGAUGCCAAGGCAAUUAAGGAUAGUUACGCAUCGGUGGGAGGGGAGCCGUUUGUGAUGCGGCCGAUCGUGAGUGUGCACGUGCGGCAGAGCGACAAGGGAACUGAGAUGCGCCUGUCGUCGUUCGCCACGCACAUGUUCCUUGUGCAUCGGCUGCGGCGCUUCUCGCCGGACCUGCGAUACUCUGUGGUGAAGGAAUCAGCCUUGUACACUGAUUGGAGGUUCCUCUACUCCUCCAACUCGCGCCAGCAGGAGGAUUCCAGGUCUAACCGCGAGUAUGAGUUCAAGCAGUCAGUCACAGCUAGUUUCGCGAGCGCUAUUAUUGCGUCGCAGUGCGAUUACUUCGUGGGUGCGCUCGGGUCUAACUGGAGCCGACUGAUUAACGAACUGCGCGGCACGAACGGGCGGUUGCUCGCCGGUUUUUUUACAGUCAACAUGGGGGACUGGUAG